UCCCUAUAAAAGAUAAACCAACAUUAGACUGCAGAGCAUUACAAGUUCCGCAACAGAGAGAAAGCAUCUUUCAAUGAAUCCUUAGAAAGACGCCAUGGAAGUACUCUCUCCCUCGUUCUCCACCACCAUAACCUCCAUAUCUAACAAAUUUCCAAUCCAAAUUUCUUAUUCAACUGUCAAUGUAUUCAAUCCUACAAACAACAAGAACCACACAAAACUCUCCUUAUCCUCCUCUCAAUCUUCCCCCUUUUCUUAUGUUUUUUCAUCUAGGACAAAAGCAACAGUCACUGCAUCAAUAACUACACCUUUAACUUCCCCUCCUAUCUCUUCCAAUAAAACCGGCAACCGCCACUGGAUGGUGCUCAUGGAGAGUCCUCCACAUGGGGUCAAUUCCAAGCCACAAAUCGUUGAUUACUACGUCAAGACUCUAGAGAGAGUUCUGGGCAGUGAAAAAUAUGCUCAAAUGUGCAUAUAUGAUGUUUCUUGUGAUACCCACUUUGGUUUUUGCUGCGAUAUCGAUGAAGAAGCCUCCCGUGAGCUUGCCAGCUUGCCUGGGGUUUUAUCAGUUAGGCCUGACCCAGAUUAUAAUUCUGAGGAAAAAGAUUAUGGUUCAAAUAUUCAAGCGACUAACCUAUCAAAACCAGAAAUCAGAAGUACAUUGUUGUUUCCUGCUGGGACUACGAAAUACUGGUUGGUUAGAAUGGAUAAGCCAGGAGUUGGAGUUGUUACAAAGGCACAAAUGGUUGAUUAUUAUGCUGAAAUACUAACCAAGGUUCUGGGGAAUGAAAAGGAUGCUCAAAUGUGUAUAUAUCAUGUUUCUUGGCGAUCUAAUUUUGGCUUUUGUUGCGAACUGGAUGAGGAAUGUGCUCAAGAAGUAGCUAGUGUGCCUGGGGUUUUAUCUGUUCAGCCAGACAAGAAUUUUGGAUCAGAAAAUAAGGAUUAUGGAGGUAAUAAUAUAGAAAAUUCUGUAGAUCGAUCAACUUCAUCAGAAACAAGUCAAACUCCGGUGAAAACAAAGAAACUUUUUGUAACUGGUCUGUCAUUUUAUACUUCUGAAAAGACUUUACGAGCAGCAUUUGAAGGCUUUGGUGAGCUUGUCGAAGUUAAAAUAAUAAUGGACAAGAUCUCUAAAAGGUCAAAGGGUUAUGCAUUUGUAGAGUACACCACAGAGGAGGCUGCAAGUGCAGCACUGAAAGAGAUGAAUGGCAAGAUUAUUAAUGGUUGGAUGAUAGUUGUUGAUGUUGCCAAGACCAACCCUCCAAGACACAGCAAGGGUCGUCAGAGAAUGGCAGCCUGAGAGAGAUCAAUGAGGUGGGAAAUUUUUCUUCAAACAAGCUACUCAAAUUCCUAAUUCACACAAAUGUACUCAUUAUCUCUGCUGGCUUCUUAUUGUAGAAGCAUAAUCCAAAUUGUAAGAUUGACAUAUCAGUGCCUUCCAUUGAUAUGCUACAUUACCUUUUCUAGAAAUUUUGACUGUUAAGUUAAAAGGAUGCUCUUCUGAAACUAGCCCAUCUCCCCCAACUGCAAUUCGCAUUAUGUUAAUACUCGAUCUAAAACAUUAAUUUUGCCCAUUGGCAUCAUUGAGAUUUACUCAUUUA
This is a messenger RNA of Manihot esculenta (cassava), 1598 nucleotides long. Its product is annotated as organelle RRM domain-containing protein 1, chloroplastic. The record is from RefSeq and is a predicted model, not a curated record. The coding region runs from base 95 to 1297 and encodes 400 amino acids. Gene Ontology annotation, cellular component: mitochondrion. The transcript has 9 exons. Gene Ontology annotation, molecular function: RNA binding. Lineage: Eukaryota; Viridiplantae; Streptophyta; Magnoliopsida; Malpighiales; Euphorbiaceae. Gene Ontology annotation, biological process: mitochondrial mRNA modification; cytidine to uridine editing.